This is a messenger RNA of Mesorhabditis belari, 894 nucleotides long. The record is from the annotation of a GenBank genome assembly. Lineage: Eukaryota; Metazoa; Nematoda; Chromadorea; Rhabditida; Rhabditidae.
AUGCUACUAAUCGUCGUGCUGGCUGUGGUGGCCAUUGCCGCCUUCAUCUACAUCAAGCUCAAGCAGCAAGCAGCCCCCGAGAAGUCACCGAAAAAGGCGUCCAAGUCAACCGAGAGUGUGAACACAGCGCUCGGAGUCUGUAGCAACAAUGCCGGGCCUUCCACUUCUACAAACACCGCUCAGCCAAUCAUAAGUGGUGUUGUAAUCCAUCCACCACCAACACAUCACGGCACCAUUGCUUCGAUGGGCAUGACGCCGGCACCGAAAAAACACGACGAUGGGGCCGAUCUCAACUCGACGCAUGAGAUCCAAUCCAGGAGCAAGAAUGCCGCUCGUCUCGGCGCUGAGCGCCUCGCCUCCUCAAAGCCGACGUCUCCAACUACAUCAACUGCCGCACAAGACGCCUCUCUACCGAUUGUCGAAGCAAAAUCGUCGACAUCACAUGCUUCAAAGAGCACAGGGCUACCCACGCAAACUACAACGACGACCGAUUCCUUGUCGACAACGGCUCCAAUUCAAUUGAGCCUUCCCAUCUCGUCGAUGUCAACCGGCAACGCUGUGACAAUAUCGCAAUUCGACACCGUUAUUCCGCCACUGCCCACCGAAAGCAACAACGAAGUCAAGAAAAGCCCAGCGAACGAGAGCCAGGCAACAGAGACGAAAAAGAAAAAGAAACAUAUCAAGGAGCCGCCGAGGAAGAUUCGAAACAGCAGCGGGAAGAGGGAAGGAUCGAAGGGUAAAAAGAAGAGGAACUCGAAGAACAGCCAGGGCAACUCCACCUCGUCAUCAUCAAACGACAAGCCACCACCAGCCGUCCCAACCGCUCAGUCCGCCGAACCAUCUCAGCCAUCACCAACCGCCGAUCCAUCUCAACCACCAUCCGUCGUGCAGAUG